Messenger RNA from Symbiodinium natans, 639 nucleotides. NCBI's taxonomy places the organism in Eukaryota, Dinophyceae, Suessiales, Symbiodiniaceae. The record is from the annotation of a GenBank genome assembly.
AUGUUCUGUCAUUGUUGCGCUUCAGAUGACAAGGAGAACCAACUUGAUUUGGCUCCAGAGUUGAAGACAACACCGAAAGCGUUUGGCACCCUUGCAGACGAAGUACAGGAAGACGACAGUCGUUUCAUCGUGGUCUUGAAGGGCGGCACGGGGUCAUUCGGCUUGUCAGUGGACCGGUCAAACUCAGUAUGCGUGAUUGUGAGAGACGUCACUGGAGGUGCCGCGGCGAUCUGGAAUGAGUCCAACCCGACGAAGCAGAUUAAGCCUUUUGAUCAGAUACUGGAAGUAAACGGCGAGCCCUGUAGUGGGGAGGACAUCUCCAGCAAGCUUGAGGACAGAGACGUGAAGGACAUACGCUUAACAGUGAAGCGUCCCGAAGAGAGGACACUUGUUCUGCACAAACCAGGCCGUUUGGGUAUUGAUGUGAACUACCGGAAGACGUCGGCAAAGCCGUGGAUUGCGUCUGUUGGCAGCGGUCUCGUGGCUGAGUGGAACAAGGCAAAGCCUGAGAUGGCAGUGGCGGCCAACGAUCGUAUCGUGUCGGUGAAUGGCCACUCGGGGGCUACGGAUAUUCUUCUGGAGAAGCUUCGAAGUUCAGAUGACACCAUGGUUUUGACGGUGAUGCACUAUGAUACAUGA